CUAAGGGAUCGCGUUGGGUGAUUACUGCUUUAUUCGCGCAUCCACCAUUACGCCUUAAUGCUUAGGGUGCCAUCCAUGAAAGGUUGGGCUCCCUGUGUCCCUUUCAGCGGUGCACCGCAAAUGCAAGAUGGCGGUGGACGAGUUGGAAAUGCAUUCUUUACCUUCUGAUUUUCCAAUGUUCAAGUAACUAAAACCAUGGAAUUCAAAUAUAGACCACAACUUAUAACCUACAGACCAUCUCUUUUUCAUGAUAAUAUUGAAACAAAGGAGGAACAGUGUUAAUUUCUAGUGAAGUGUUGGUAGGCAUGUUGAUUGCUUGGCGAAGAGGCUUACAAAUAUUGUCGUUGAGCCAAAAAAUCCUUGGUUUACCAGCUAAAUUUGGCCCAGAGCUCUUCUUACCAAGAUUAUUGUCCAACAAAUACCAUAAAGUAUUGGAUCAGCAUAUUCAAAAUAUCUUACAACAGCAUGACACUAUUAACCAAAGAUUAUCCUCACCUGAGAAACUUUCUCCAACUGAGCUCAAAGAUCUUUCCAAAACACAAGCAGAAAUAUCUCCACUGGUAAAAUUAUUCAAAGAAACUCGAAGAAAGAAGAAGGAUUUGGAAGAACUGAAAAGUUUUGUACAAGAAGGUGGAGAACUGGGAGAAAUGGCAGAACUUGAGCAAAGGGAGUUAAUCAAGGAAAUUGAGAAAUCAGAGGAGGAAAUAGUAAAGGCUCUUAUUCCUAAAGAUGAGGCUGAUGAAAAUGAUGCUAUCCUGGAAGUCAGAGCUGGAGCAGGAGGCCAUGAAGCUUCUCUCUUUGCUUUCCAGAUCUUUACUAUGUACCAAAGGUUUGCUUCCUACCACAAUUGGAAAAUAAAUGUGAUAAACAUAAGUACAAACGACAGUGGGGGAUACAAGGAUGCUUCAGCCAGCAUUUCAGGAGCUGGAGUCUUUGGGAAAAUGAAAUUUGAAGUUGGAACUCAUCGUGUCCAGCGAGUACCUGUCACAGAAUCUAUGGGAAGAGUACACACUAGUACAAUGACAGUUGCUGUUCUGCCACAGCCUAAAGAAAUUGACAUUUCCAUCAACCCAAGUGACCUCAAAGUUGAAACAUUCCGUGCUUCUGGUGCAGGAGGCCAGCAUGUUAACAAGACAGACAGCGCUGUGCGCAUAACUCAUCUUCCAUCUGGUAUGGUUGUUAGUUCCCAAGCAGAACGCUCACAAUUUAAGAACAAAGCAUAUGCUUUACAAGUUUUAAGAUCUCGUUUGUAUGAUAUACAAAGACAACAAGCUGUAUCUGAACAGGACCAAACUCGUAGAUCACAGAUUGGCACUGCUGAAAGGUCUGAGAAAAUAAGAACUUACAACUUUCCACAGGAUCGUGUAACAGAUCAUCGGAUGGGUUUAAGCUUACAUGGAGUAAAGGAAUUCCUUAAAGGUGAGGAUAAGCUGGAGGACAUGAUAAAUGCUUUACGAACACAAAGUGAGUCUGAAGCAAUGCAGAACUUAUUAAUAAAUAUUCAACUACAGCAAAAAGCUGACAUCAAAUACAUGACAAUACAAGAUUACUACAAUAUCUGUCAAAUUUAAUUUUGCCACUUUUUAUGACUG
Actinia tenebrosa (Australian red waratah sea anemone) is the source of this 1592-nucleotide messenger RNA. RefSeq lists its product as uncharacterized. Gene Ontology annotation, biological process: translational termination. Gene Ontology annotation, molecular function: translation release factor activity, codon specific. NCBI's taxonomy places the organism in Eukaryota, Metazoa, Cnidaria, Anthozoa, Actiniaria, Actiniidae. The record is from RefSeq and is a predicted model, not a curated record.